AUGGGGAUUCUUGGAGACAGAACUUCCAGAAAGAAAAGAAAUUCAAAGGGAUUACACGCACUUGCAGAGGGGUCCCUUGCCUUGGCUAGGGCCCAUGCAGUUCUAAAUGAAACUGAAAAAAAUCUUGAGCAUGAAAUAGAACGAGAAAACAGAAAACCGCCGACAUCCAAAGUGGGAAAACUCAGAUACAAGGGAGAAAAAUUUAUGCAUACCAAAUGGAUUCUUCUGGCCAUUGUAUUGCUCAAUAUUGUGGACUGCAUCCUGGUGAUGGGAGAACUCAUACUGGAUAUCUAUUAUCUCAAAGGGGUUGUUGAUCACGACGAAACAGAGGCGCUGAAUUUUGUUACGCAGAUGAAAACUCGAUAUCCGACUGCUCUGUCCAGCUUCCGCUACGACUAUUCGGAACUAGAUGAACUCCACACUAAGAUAUUAUCAGCUCGCAUUGAUUUUAACAGUACAUUUAGUUCACGUAGUGGGACGAACAACAACGUAGCCUAUACCACACCCUCCACUUCAAUGUUGACCACCUUGUUGACGAAAGAUGUUUUGACCACUGGUUUCCAGAAUUCCGGAAGAGUGAAAAGAGCUGCAACUCCAAACAAUGACAUCGAAAACACCGGAAGUAGAAUAAAUGAACAUGUGGAUAGUUAUCCAAUUGAAGUUGAUUUGGCACACUACUUUCAUUAUUGUAGCAUAGCUAUUUUGGCGAUUUUAGUUGUUGAGAAUAUAAUAAAGCUUUUUAGCAGUGGCAAACAGUACUUUGGGAACAAGCUAGAGGUAUUUGAUGGCUUCAUAGUGGUUGCUUCUUUUAUCGUGGACCUGGUUUUCAUCAAAGGCUUGAGUGCGUACCGGGUUCAGAAGUUUGUCGUCAUUCUAGCAUUCUUAGUACCGUGGAGAGUUGUCCGUGUUGUUAACAGUUUGGUGGUUGCUGUUAUUGACCAUGAACACUUCCGGAUGAAGCUGAUGUACAAGCAAAAGAAACAGAUUGCUGCCGAUCUUAAAACUGCGAAAGCUAAUUUCAAAGACCUGCAGAUUUGUUUCGAGGCGAUGAGAAAACUUGCAGCGUCUGCAGGUGUUGAAAUGAAAGAAAUCGAAGCUGUUAAUGCUCUCCAUCCCGAAUUCAAGUCGAAGAGGAAAGGAUUGACAGGAUUUGCCUCCUCCUUCGCCAAACAGUCCAUCCAGACGCAGCUAUCCAACAGUGCGUUUGGUAGUCUAUCGGUAGACGGCACUUCAUUCAGCAACAACACCGAAUCCUUCAACACGAACUCCCACAAUCAUAUAUAAAAAUAUACCAAAUUUUUGUAUUUGUUUAAAAUUUGAUCAAUGAUAUGUUCUAAAAAUGUUGCAUAACUGAUUGGAAAUAAGCACUAAAUCAGCACAAAA
Ostrea edulis (European flat oyster) is the source of this 1383-nucleotide messenger RNA. RefSeq lists its product as uncharacterized. Gene Ontology annotation, molecular function: voltage-gated proton channel activity. The transcript has 9 exons. The coding region runs from base 1 to 1284 and encodes 427 amino acids. The record is from RefSeq and is a predicted model, not a curated record. NCBI's taxonomy places the organism in Eukaryota, Metazoa, Mollusca, Bivalvia, Ostreida, Ostreidae. Gene Ontology annotation, cellular component: plasma membrane. Gene Ontology annotation, biological process: proton transmembrane transport.